AUGAACCAACCAAAAUCAAGUAGCAACAAUCGAUUCUCAAUUGUUACGCAAGGAUCUUUAUUUUCUGUACCUCCUCCCGUUCUCUCACCUCAACGAAAAGGUACGAAAGAGAAAGGGAAGAAAAAGCCAAACCCUUACUUCCUUUUUUGUCAAGAGAGACGCACAGAGUUACACGCACAGAAUCCCCAGACAACAAGUCGUGAAAUUACCAAGCAACUCGCUGAAGAGUGGAAGAGUUUAAGUGAUCAACAAAAACAAAAAUACAACGAAGCCUAUAGAAAUAGUUCACCAAAGAAACAAGAAACCAUGCCAAAUCUAGGAGACCAGAUAUAUUUACAAGUUGUAUCAACAGAUGGAAAAGUUCUUGCGAUUCCAGCUUAUAAGAUUGAGAAGACCACAAAAUAA
Trichomonas vaginalis G3 is the source of this 405-nucleotide messenger RNA. RefSeq names its product HMG-box family. Lineage: Eukaryota; Parabasalia; Trichomonadida; Trichomonadidae. Gene Ontology annotation, molecular function: DNA binding, bending. Bases 1 to 405 code for a protein of 134 amino acids. The transcript has a single exon. The record is from RefSeq and is a predicted model, not a curated record.